Messenger RNA from Microcebus murinus (gray mouse lemur), 3261 nucleotides. NCBI's taxonomy places the organism in Eukaryota, Metazoa, Chordata, Mammalia, Primates, Cheirogaleidae. The record is from RefSeq and is a predicted model, not a curated record.
UUAUCCACUUUUUCAAAACUGGCAGCUGAGAUUUAGAUAGAAAUUACAUUGAAUCUGUAGAUAAAUUUGGGAAAUAUUGUCAUUUUAACACUAUUAAGUCUUGCUGGAUUGGAUCAUUUUGCUAUAAAGGAAUUAGCACAGAUGACAAAAUUUGAAUGAGGUCUUGUGGUGAAGAGUACACAUGAAGUUCUUUGGUCUAUUCUUGCAACAGUAAAUUCAAAAUAACUGUUAAAAUUAAAAAAUGUGUUCUUCCUGAAUAUAGUGCAAGGAAGGUAUUAGUAACCUGAUAAAUCUGUUCUUAUGAAGGAAACCAAACUCCAAGAGAGAAAACUCUGAGCACAGUAGUGACUUCAGAAUGUUCAAUACCAACGAGAAUAUGAAAAGGAUUUACUACACAGGCUGAGUUCUUAGGUAAAUUCUCAAAUAAAACACCAGGCUCUCCCCACUUUCCCCAUCCCCCAUACAAACUAAAAAUAUUUUAGGAUUUUUAAAAAUGAAACCCCAAUUUUAUAUAGUGACAUUUUAAGUUUUUUAUUGUCUUAAGUAUAAACUCAAGGGUACCUAAAAGGCCUUGCUUACAUAAGAAGAAAAGACGUUUUGAAAGACAUUUCUGAGGAGCUCAAGUGACUUUGUGUCAAGAAUUCCCUGGUUCCUGGAUUUUAUAACUUUUUUUCCCUAUAGUUGAACUCUUAAAACUUGCAUGCACAUCAACAGGUCCUGGACUCUGAGGCCAGUUGUCAACAAACAGAAGUAGAAGAAACUUAAGCAACUAAAGUCCCACACUUCCCAGUCCUCUGACAUCUACCAUAGAGUUACCUUUAUGUUAGUCCUCCUCUGACCUUAGGUCUAACAUCUUGAGAUUCAGUUCUAUUCUUGGGCUUCUAUUCAAAUAACUGCUUUCUUCUCUGACCUUGAGCAUUUCCUGUGAUGGCCCUGGAAUUCUGUGAUACUAUGCUCUUUCUGAACCAUUCUCCCUUUCUCCUCUCUUCUGCAUUCAUACCCUUAUAACCAGAGCUGAGUAUCUGAUGCUCUGAUCCAGACAGCUCUCUCAAGUAGUACCUGCCUCACUGAAUCUGUCUGUCUUUCUACAGUGUGAAGAGUAUACCUGUUACUUCAUGAUGGACAUUAGAUAACUGCUGUUUUUCUGGCAGACCUUAAGAGAACUGGUCUUACCAUCUGGCUUACACCUGUCAGGAGAAGCAUCAUUGUACAGAAUUUCAGAACUAAGGGUUUUGAGACAAAUUGCUCUGGAUUCUAAAAAAAAUUAAUUCAUUUAAUGAGAAACCUUGGAAAUAUAAUUUAACCACUCUGAGCCUCAUUUUCACCCUGUGAAAUGGAAAUAGUAAUACCUAUAGGUUCUCCUAGAAUCUGUACUAGAUGAGUUUUCAUGACAGACAAGAAGGGGAAUGUUUGGAAGACUAUAAUUGGAAAGAGGGGUGCAAAAGGUAGCAGUAAAUCAUGGGGGCUCAAGAUCACCAGGCUUUUACAAGGUUUUUCAAGAGUAAAAUAUCAAUGUUAAACAGGCUUUCUCUUUCUUUUUUAUAUCUGUAUUUCUACUGGACUCACCUCAAGAAAUGCCAUGGACUAUUCUAAAGUUGUACUAAAUUGAAUAGCUGGACUCACUCUAGAGGGAAAAGUGAGAUUGACAAGGAGGUUCCUAAAUAACCUACAUGAAUUGGAUAUUUCUACUUACUCUCUUAGAUGAUCCCUGAAAAGGUAAGUACGGUCACCUGGGUUAAAGAAUGACGGACACUUAGAAAGUUAGAAAUGGGACAUUGGAGAUCAUCUGUAACAAUGUUGUACCUUACUUGGGAAACUUACAAAAUAUUAUAAUAAAUAUUUUAUUUAAAAAGAGGUCUUAAAUAGUGUUCUCAAAGAAAAAGUAAUUGGUAAUAGUAAAAAUUUCUCAUAUUUUGCCUCAUAAUGACAAAAACUCUAUCACAUUCUAAUUCUGAAAUUUGGGAACUUCUUAUCUAGCUAGUAAUCUUCAAAUUGCUCCAGGUAUCUCAAAGGGUUCCAUGAGUAUGACUCAGGGGUCAUCAUGGAAAUGUGGGGACUAGGAAAUAAGGCUACCACAUUCCCGCAUUCCCACUUCAACUAACAGAGCACCUUUAUUAUGUUUGAUAUGUUAUGUUUUUAUAUAGCAUUUUCCAACUCUACUGCUUACUAUUGUGAUCUUGAAAAACUUCAUCUCUCUGUAUAUCAUUUCAUUCAUUUUAAAAGCCUUAGUAGUAAUAAUACUUGUAUCAUAAACUUAAAAAUUUAUAUGCGUUAAUACACAUACAGCAGUUACAAUAGGACCUGACACAUAAUACAUGUUCAGUAAGUAUUAUUAUUAUUAUUGCUAUUGUAAUUAAAGAAAGCAUUUUGCUGUUAAAAAACAAAAGUUAGAAAAUAUGGAUGGAGGAAAUUCCUCACAUUCAAUAAGGAAAUGACCUCUGAAAGGUUCCUAAUAGGUAUUCAUCUGGUCUCCAAUGGGACACUUAAAAUGAUGGGUUGCUCAUUACCUCCAAUCAUUAUCAAACAUUUGUGAUUAUCACAAACCUUUUUCUAUUAAGCCAAGAUCUAUUAUUUCUAGUAAGGCCACAAGAUACAUCUACUUGCUUAUUUGAAGAAAGGCCCAAAGCAUUCUCUGAGCCUUUUUCCCCUCCAUAUCACUGUCACCAUCAUUGUCUUUAUCAUCAUAAUCAUUGUAAUAAAAUACAACAUUUGUUGAGAGCUUACUAUAAGCUGGAUCCUGGGUAAGAACUCGAGACAAUAUAUAAGGCAGGAUCCAAGUGAGCUGGACAGACACCAGAAGUUCACUUCUUUUGCCUACAUCUGACUGUCCUUGGCCACUUCAGCACCAUGAGAGCAACAGCCUUUGUCCUACUUUUGGCUCUGACAUUUGCAACCAUGUUCAAUAUAGAAUGUGCCUUACAGAAGAAACAGUUUGACUGCAGUCAUUAUAAAAAGUUACCACCAGGAGAACAGAGAUUUUGUUAUGAAAUCUAUCAACCAAUUUGUGGAUCUGAUGGCAAAACUUAUAGCAAUGAUUGCCUCUUUUGUUCUGAAGUUAAGGAAACUGACGGCAAACUUAAAUUUGUACAUUUUGGAAGAUGUUGAAUCUAUCUUGUGAUUCCAAGAUAUUUUUUAAUGUAUCUACUCACAUGAGACAUAUUUUUUCCCCACAUAAUCUAUGCCACAUUGCCUAAUUUUAUCACCAUAUGUAGAUUUCCUUGUAGAAUACAGUAGCCAUAAAAAAAAUAAAUGUGCAUCUGA